Messenger RNA from Cantharellus anzutake, 2025 nucleotides. RefSeq names its product armadillo-type protein. NCBI's taxonomy places the organism in Eukaryota, Fungi, Basidiomycota, Agaricomycetes, Cantharellales, Hydnaceae. The transcript has 3 exons. Bases 115 to 1779 code for a protein of 554 amino acids. The record is from RefSeq and is a predicted model, not a curated record.
ACGAGGGGGCCUCUUCGGAAGCAUUUGCUUGCGAGUUCCGCGAAGGCUCGUGAUGAACAAUGCUCUUACACAGCGAAGGCUGUUAAAGAGGUUUUGGCUUUGGACGUGGUUCAGAUGCGGGACUUCGGGGAAGUACUUGCGGCACUCCGAUAUCCUCAUGAGAUCCGAGCACCUAUCUUUGGACAUGCCUUCGCUAGGAUUGCUGAUGAUGCCAGCUGGAGGAAGGACAUGAUAAGCGCCGGCUUUGUACACUCUUUUACACAAGCCUUGUCCCAAGACCCACUGCCUGAGAAAGAUGUCCUCGAAUUCCUUGCUCGUUGUGUGGAAGUGGCAUCCAUCGAGAUCGGGCGUUCAGGCCACACUCCUGACAUCCUCAAAAUGUGCUCGCAUCAGGAUCCUACCAUAUCUAUGGCCGUCCUCAACGGACUCGCGUCAAUUUCUGUGAAUGGGACGCCAGACGACAGGGUUCGCCUCAUUCAAGAUGGAUUUUUGGAGGAGUCUUUACACUUUUGUAGCCAAGAUUCGUUAUCACCGGGAGUCCUCAGCCUACUGCAGCAGUCGGUACCUGCCUUGUCCCAUGCCAUAUUGAACGAAUCGAGGGUCUCAACAUUCUUGAUUCCUGCGCUUUGCAACAAGCAUGAGCCAGUGUGGGAGCUUUCCUACUCUGCUUUGCACGAUAUUCUUUCAAGCGGAGAUGAUUCAUCGGACAUGAUGAGAGCACAGAUAUGGCCCACUAUCUCUCACUCCCCCUUAGUUGUAUGCAACUUCAUCGAACAAGCUCUUCAUCUGCGAUGGGCGAAUGAUCUGAGCAAUGCCCGCAGUGUACAUCUCCUCUACGAAUUGUUACCGCACACUCAUCUCGGCAUCCGAACGGAGGCUAUGAGGCAAUUGGCUGAAAUAGCUACUUUGGAGGAUUUUCAGGAGGCGCUUGUGGACACCGGCGUGUUUGAGGUAUUGUUGACGCUUAUCGGUGAUAGCAGACAGGACGUUCGGUUGUCAUCAAACAAUCUGCUUCCGGUUCUUGGUAUCGCGUUUGCCCAGGGCGGGAAGCUCAGCGUCCUCCAAAAAUUGCUUUUUUCAUCCGACAGCCUCAUAAGUUCAAGCACCUAUUCUGCAAUCCGUACCAUAUUGGAGACAGGAGAAGAGAAACAUUAUUGGAAGUUGAUUGAGUCUGGAUUAGUACCAGACCUUCUGUCUGGUACAACUGCUAAACCAUCAGAGAAGUUGGUGAUAUUGCUGGAUAUGUCUUUGAAUAAACUUGGCUCCUUCUUGCUUUUGAACGGUAGUGGAAACAUACUGUUUGAGGUACUCGAAUCGAAUCGAGCACCUAGAUUGCAAGCAACUUCAGAAGAAGUUCUGAAAGCACUCGCGAACGGAACACCGAGGCAUCGGAGGCUAGUCUGGGAUCUAUUGCUCCCGAGGCUCAAGUCGAAGCCCGAGAGGCUCUGCAUGGCGGCUUCUGCAAUGUUAUCACAUCGCCUGGCUGCAGAUCGAGUAGACUCAAAAGAAUAUGUCGUCAUGUAUGAACUGCUGGGACAUCCGCAUCCAGCCAUACGAAAGCCAAUCAUGGACGAGUUUGGACAAUUGAUAACUGGGGAAAAUAUAGAUAUUCGGGCAAACGAAAUUAUCGUCGACCUGUUGAACGUUCUUCUUCAGCUGACUUCAAGCACUACUGCAUUCCCUGAUGUCGUGUCCUUCACUGGAGAGAUCUUCUUACCGAAGACAGGCCUCGCAUUGUGGUAUGUUUGUGGACGUACCGAUAUCUACUGUGUUGAUUAGGUUUUCUCAUUUCAGUCAUCUCGGGAAGUUGGCGACAAUCGUCAAUAUUCUUGACCACCAUUCCCUGCAGCUUAGAAAAGGGUCCUGUCUUGCCCUGCAGUCAAUCGCACAAGGCCCAGAGAAGCACAAGCUGCUCCCUGCUGGCAUUCUUGCUCCCUGCUGCAACAUGGAGCGCCUCGUGGGGGAUGGCAAUUUGACGCGUCUUGUAUGCGUGUUGGUCCCGAAUAUCAUUGAAUUUGUUAAGAA